Molecule: messenger RNA, 1657 nt
Organism: Sander lucioperca (pikeperch)
Lineage: Eukaryota; Metazoa; Chordata; Actinopteri; Perciformes; Percidae
Exons: 3
Coding region: 203-1657 (484 amino acids)
Source: RefSeq, a predicted model, not a curated record
GUGCUGUAGGUCGGAUGUGCUCUGUGCACAGCGUCAUGACGACCGUUCGAAUUUGACAGGAAAUCGGCACUUCCACUUCCGGCGAAACAUCACUCGGCAACAAUGGCCGCUGUUGUUUUUAGCCGAUGGUCUGUCUAUUUUUAGCCUAUCCGGUCUGCCUCCUACUUAUAUAGCAAGCGUCUGUUCCUGUCAUCGCCAAAACAUGAGUGCUAAAUUUCUUAAAAUUGUAAACGGCUCAAAGGAACACUGCUGCGUACCACUUUGUUCGGCCUCAGGCCGUUAUAACAGUACGCUUAGUUUCCACUGUUUCCCCAAAAACGCAAGUCUUCAGGCUAAGUGGAGUCAUAAAGUGCGAAGGACGGGGUUUACCGUAACCCAGCACACCAAGGUUUGCAGUCGGCACUUUAAGCCCCACGAGAUUGUGAUAUCCAAGAAAGGAAGGCGUGCUUUGGUAGCAGGUGCUGUCCCUUCGUUGUUCGAGUGGAACAAUUAUUCAACCAAGGAACGACCCGGUGUUUGGGAGCGACGGGCAAGACCACCAAGUCCGGAGCCUGAUGUCAUUGAACCAGCGGCAGCGGAGCCUGUCGCCAUCCCUAUGGUCAUGGACCAUGACUAUGAAGCAUCUCCUACUGUGUGCGUGGAUAGGCAACAUUACGAGCAACUAAAACAAGAAAUCGAUGCACUUCGAGAGCAACUGAAAACAUGCCAUCUGUCCAAAUUUGGACUGCAGCGGUUUGCCUCUUCUCCAGAAGACAUACGAUUUUACACCAGGUUCCCAUCCUACACGCACCUGAUGGCGUUUUGGAGCCUGAUUGAGUCUGCAACAUCAAAAAUGAUCAGAGUGACCAGCAGAGCCAGGAAAGCAUGCGACAUUAGCACAGUCACUGAGAGCCCUAUGACCAGACCAACUAAACUGCUGCCAAUAGAUGAGCUGUUCCUUUUCUUGACUUACCUGUCAACUGGCUGUACCCAAGGGGAACUGUCUCAUCGCUUCAACAUCCACAGAACAACAGUAGGCCGUAUCAUAGUCACUUGGGCCAACUUUCUGUACUCCCUGUUGGGCUCGAUCUGUUUUUGGAUGUCCCCUGCAGCUGUGAAGACCUGUCUACCUCCUGAGUUUGAUGGCAGAUACAGCAACACCCAAGUAAUCGUUGACUGCACCGAACUUAGAUGUCAGACACCCUCUUCCCUUCUGCUGCAGAGUGAGGUUUUCUCAACCUACAAGUCACACUGCACCUUCAAGGCCAUGGUAGGAAUGUCCCCUCAUGGAGCCCUUACAUUUGUAUCUACCCUCUUUGAGGGCUCCAUGAGCGACAAGGAAGUGUUUCGCCAGUCAGGAAUUACAUCCCUUUUAACCCCCAAGAUGGCCAUUAUGGUUGACAAAGGAUUCCUGGUGGAUGACCUGGUACCUGGGACUGUUUAUCGUCCAGCUUUUGUUACUCAGAGGGCCCAGAUGCCAGAGGAGGAUGUCCUACAGACCCAAUCCAUAGCUCGGCUGAGGGUACAUGUAGAAAGGAUGAUUAGAAGAGUCAAAGAGAACAAACUGUUCGACACCACCAUCCCCCUGUCCAUAACCGGGAGCAUUAAUCAGAUAUUUACAGUAGCCUGUCUUCUCUCAAAUUUCCAAAAUGGACCCCUAGUGGCAAAUGAAGUUUGA